AUGAGACCUACGUCGACUUCACUCUCUGCUCAUGAGUGGCUUCUACCACCUAUCGAGGGCGAGAAGUGUGCCGAGAGAGUGGGAGUGGAGUGGCAGCCCAUCGAGAACUGUUCCCAGUCGUUGGAGGGCGAGCAGUUGCUUCACGAGGCGGGUCUAGAGCAAGGACUUCUCGACCCGCGGCCUGACUGGAUGCCUUGGAUUAUCCUCAAUGAUGUGUUCACACAAGAGAACCAGCACGACGCACAAGAGGACCUCGUUGAACUUGUCUGUCGGUCGUACCAGGGCGAGAAACCCGAAACUUGUCCAGCUGAAACGAGGCUUUAAGUGCGCUGCUUUAGAGAUCGACGUCGAGAACA
Messenger RNA from Penaeus vannamei (Pacific white shrimp), 356 nucleotides. The record is from RefSeq and is a predicted model, not a curated record. Lineage: Eukaryota; Metazoa; Arthropoda; Malacostraca; Decapoda; Penaeidae.